Molecule: messenger RNA, 1052 nt
Organism: Hyposmocoma kahamanoa
Lineage: Eukaryota; Metazoa; Arthropoda; Insecta; Lepidoptera; Cosmopterigidae
Exons: 2
Coding region: 435-1052 (205 amino acids)
Source: RefSeq, a predicted model, not a curated record
CGCACACAACAGACGAAAGCCACAUUUGUUCAACACGGAGUGAGGGAGGGUGAGGCAUGGUUCUCGCAGCAAUACCUCGGCGAAUGUAAAAUCCUACGCCGCCUCCGCGCGAGCGCAGCUCAAGUGGCCGCGUCACGUGCCUCAGUCGGUAGCCUGGCACCGCCGGAGCACGACCCGUUUCACCCUCCCGCAACCAAGUCUCGUUUAUUGCGACGAUAUCUGCAUCAAAGUUACACAUGGAGGCUGUGAAUUCAUCAUGUCCAGUUCCCAAAGAACCAGCAUUCCAUAGUCCAACUGAAAGCAUCCUGGAAGGCGUCAUUUUAAAGUGCUAUAAGGAAAAUAAUUGUAACACUGAAAAGGGCAGCAUCCAUUGUACCUCAUCAUUUGCCAACGCACCCAUGUACCACACAAAGUACCUACAAUUGUAAAAAAACAUGAAAACAUACAAUAUAACAGAACAUGGACAAUACGUAACGGCAACACAAAAGAUUUUAUUGCGCAUUCUGAACACCAACAACCUGUUCGCGAAAAAUAUUUUGUAUAUCAGUCUCCCGGCGUACGCGGUGCGAGUGUUCGCCCUCAGCACGUCGAACAAAGAUACGCCCGUCCCGGGUCCAUACGAACCUCCACGAGGCAAGCCGGCAUCGGUCUCGGACUUUUUGGAAGAGCUCCUGGUUUCGGCGCGUGAGCCGCUCAUUGACGUAGAACGGGCGUGCUUCGCCUGCAAGCCCACAGUCGGCCGUGGUGGCCCCCCGGCGCACGCGCGCCGCCCGCAACAACUCGCUACGGGUCACCCGCCGAGCCAGACGCACUACUAUGGGUCUUGGCCGACCGCCCUCGCGCCGCACACCCAGACGCUCAGCGCAGACGAUGUCCCGCUCGUCCAGCUUCACACCGAGCUUGGUACCGAUAGUCGCUACGAUGUGCAACACACUUUCACCGGCUCCCUCAACGACGUUCGUAAUCAGCACAUCGUUGUCGAGACGCUCUUGGUCUCGUAUCGUAUACUUGUUCAAUUUAGUACAGUUGAUAAAAAAAAUUGGUAUAAGUAA